AUGUGUGUGUAUCUUUAUCAGGUUCUUUACAACCAGAAGCUUACUGUUCCCGGUUCCUUCAAAGCGAAGAAUGGAGGCUCUGCUGUGGCUUGCAGUUACAAGGCAUCCGUUGGUCUCCUCUACCCUCUGGAAAGGGGCUUCAUAUUUGUUCCACGUCCGCCGGUGUCAAUUCGGUUUGACGAAAUCAUUAGUGUGAACUUUUCUAGAGGCACCGGUGCUCUUCGGUCGUUUGAUUUCGAGGCAAGUCUUCUAUCACUUUCUAUAAAAGAUAACGUACUUCUCUCCUUGCUAAUAGGUUUCAACCCAAAGGUAGCUUCCCAGAAUGUGCUUUAACCAUGCUGCGGAUACCUGAAUCGUGCUCGGCUUUGAUGCUUGAUGAAUAUAUUUGGCAAACUUACAUGUAACGGUCUGUCCUUGCGACUGAAUAGCGAGCCCGUGAGAGAGAGACCGUGUAAUACGUUGUCAUAUCAGAAUCGUCGUGUAACUCCAUCACAUUUCCUUUUGCUUUUUAGAUCGAGACGAGGAUAGGAAUAUCCCACACAUUUGUGUCAAUUGAGCGUGACGAAUAUCACAAAUUAUAUGACUAUGUGACUGAGAAAAGACUGCGUGUGAAGAACAUUGACGACAAGGGCGCAAAUGCAAACGAGAACUUAGAGGACGUAUGGUCCUCCUCUGACGAGCCGCACGAUGCCUAUCUAGACAAGGUGAAGGCGGAGGGUCGUGUGCGGGCAGAAGCUGCAUCCGAUGGGACCUUUGCUGGCGCUGAUUUUGACGACGACGAUGAGGAAGACGAAGACUUUAACCCUCCUACCGACUCGGACGCGUCAGAAGUCGCAGAGGAGUAUGAUAGUAAUGCUGUGUCCUCGUCUGAUGACGAUGACAAUAGUCGUCAAUCCGACUCAGACCAGCCAGUGGAGAAAAAGCCGCGCAAGCCCGGAUCGCACGUAAGAUCCUCUUCCUCCCCAACUAAGAGGAAAACCAAGAAGGCCCCUAAAGACCCCAACGCUCCUACCCGACCGCAGUCGGCAUACAUCCUCUGGUUUAAUGAAAAUCGCGCAGACAUUAAACAGAGCCUAGGUGGUUCUGCCAGCGUCACAGAUGUGGCCAAGGCUGCCGGAGAGCGCUGGAAAACGCUGGAUCCCAGUGUAAAAGCCAAGUUCCAGGCACGGGCUGACGAGUUGAAGGCCAAGUACGAAGUCGAGAAAAAGGCGUAUGAAGCCAAGAUCGCGUCCGGAGAGAUCGAAGCGCCGGCGAAACGGUCGACGAAACCGACCACAAAGCCGUCUGUAAAGUCGUCAGCUGGCACCAGUUCCGCGGCCAGUGGGACUACUGCCUUCAAAAGUGCAGAGUACGUUUCUGAGUCGUCUUCUUCGUCCAGUGCCGUCGGCAGCGAAGAGAGUGCUGACAGUGGAAGCGAGGGUUCUGGUGGCUCGAGUGACUGA
Molecule: messenger RNA, 1442 nt
Organism: Spirometra erinaceieuropaei
Lineage: Eukaryota; Metazoa; Platyhelminthes; Cestoda; Diphyllobothriidea; Diphyllobothriidae
Source: the annotation of a GenBank genome assembly